This is a messenger RNA of Helianthus annuus (common sunflower), 1820 nucleotides long. RefSeq names its product LRR receptor-like serine/threonine-protein kinase EFR. NCBI's taxonomy places the organism in Eukaryota, Viridiplantae, Streptophyta, Magnoliopsida, Asterales, Asteraceae. The record is from RefSeq and is a predicted model, not a curated record. The coding region runs from base 1 to 1788 and encodes 595 amino acids. Gene Ontology annotation, molecular function: protein binding. The transcript has 2 exons.
AUGAUUAAAGGUGACCCACAAGGUCUUUUGACCUCAUGGAACCAUUCCAGCACUGAUUUCUGCCAAUGGCAAGGCGUUACAUGCAGCCCUCGCCACCAAAGAGUCACCCACUUGAACCUCUCAUCUGGAGGCUUAAUUGGUACACUGUCUCCUUCCGUCGGAAAUCUAAGCUUUAUCAGGGUCAUUCAGCUCUCUCACAGCUCAUUUUCUGGUGAAAUUCCACCUGAAAUUGGGCGUCUCUUUAGAUUACGAGAAUUACACCUUCGUAACAACUCUUUCACGGGAAGCAUUCCGGACACCAUAACGAAUUGCUCCAACCUCCAACUCCUUAGCUUGGGUAACAAUAAUCUGGUCGGCAAGAUCCCCGAUGGGAUUGGUUCAUUGUCCAUGCUAAGUUUCGUCUCCCUUUACGGCAACAUUCUACAAGGCGGGGUUCCACCCUUCAUCGCAAAUCUUACAUUGCUUGAUACACUUUCUCUCAGCUACUGUCAACUUGGUGGAAGCUUUCCCAACUUAUUCCACAGGCUGACUAACCUGAGAAGACUUUCACUGGCUGGAAACAACCUUAUUGGUACCUUUCUACCUUCUCUUUAUAAUUGUUCAUCUUUAGAAGAAGUGUGGCUCUACCAUAAUAAACUCACUGGUAGAUUACCCAAAAAUCUAGGUUCAAUAAUGCCUCAUCUUGUAGUACUUUUAUUGGGAAACAAUCAUAAAUACGGAAAUUUAGUGUCCAUCCCUCCGACACUUCAUAAGCUGGACCUGUCAAAUAACUAUUUUGGUGAAAAAUUACCUUCUCUCACAAACGGUUCGGCUUUAACAUAUUUGGACCUAUCAAAUAACUAUUUUGUUGGAUCAUUACAUAAUUUGGUUUGUUCCAACGGGGUGAACACGAUCGAGUUGGUUCAUUUGGGACAUAAUCAGUUGUCGGGUGUUAUUCCGGAGUGUUGGGAGAAGUGGUCGAGCUUGAAAGUCUUACUCUUAAGUGAAAAUAAUUUGUCUGGUGAGAUUCCAAGAACAUUGGGCUCUGUACCUUUGUUGCAAUUAGUGUUCAUGGGUUGGAACAUGAUUUCAGGAAGCUUACCUUCUUCGCUAACGAAUCUGUCAUACUUAAAGAUCCUUGAACUUGAAAAUAAUAAUCUUGCAGGAAUCAUUCCACCAUGGAUUGGAAUGAAACUCACUAUGUUGAAAAUUCUCAAUCUUAGAUCCAACAAUUUUUACGGAAAUACUCCUAACCAGCUAUGUUAUCUUUCACAUGUUCAAGUACUGGAUCUCGCUCAUAAUAACCUCUCAGGAAAUAUUCCUAGAUGCUUCAACAACUUUAGUGUGCUUUCGGGCAAAGAAACUAAUUUAGAGGUUCAAUUUUCAUUCACUUUUGACGAUGUUAUUUUUACUGUUUAUGAUUUAUUGGUGAUGAAGGGACGAGAAGACACUUAUGGAUCUAUCCUAGGACUAGUCACGCUUUUGGACCUUUCGAGCAACAAUUUGUCUGGGCAGAUCCCUAGAAGAAUUCCAAUAGGUACACAAAUUCAAAGCUUCAAUGAGUCCAGUUUCAUUGGAAACAAACUUUGUGGAGCUCCACUAACUAAUGAUUGUGUUCAUGUUGACAAACCUGAUACAACAAGCGACCAAAAAGAAGACGGUGGAUCACACAAAGUAGAUUGGGGGUUGAUUAUUAGCAUAGCGCUUGGAUUUAUUAUUGGGUUUUGGGGCAUUGUGGUUUCAUUAAUGCUCAAUAGAUCAUGGAGAAUCACAUAUUUCCGUCUCUUGAGGAAAUUGAUCAAGGUAUAAGGUUUAUGAUGUUAUGCAUAAGUAUUAUUGUG